GUGUCUCACAGCCACUCCCCUCUUUAGCUAUUGAUAUCCCCCCGCAUGAUUCUCCAAGACGUUGUAGACCAGAUCAUGGAAAGAGAGACAGCUUUCUAGACAUGACUGCGCUCGUUUAGAACAUCCGCUGCCUGCACGGUACAUGGACACCCACUGUAUAGAGAGAUUAGAAGUGAGUGAAAUAAACGGUCCUAAGCUAUAUAAUAUAUCUAAUUCUGGGAAAACCUCUGCGCAUAUAACACAUUUCCAUGCGCUCGUGUGAUAGGUAAACAGGAGAAUCGUAUAUUAUAUCUGUAUUUGGAGAAAAAAAACGAACUAAUAAUGGUCAAAAAACGAACGGAUGACAUGACAGACAACUUCAAGAACGAGAUGAGAGUGAACAGGCUGACGGUUGCAUUCCGUUACUCCAAAGACGCACUCGAGAACGUCAGAGAAUGAAAAGAGCUCCAGAAUACAAGCAGACUGUUCAUGAAAUUGACCGGCUCUGGUUUCACGGAGGUCUCCUAACGUUGCCCGCCGUUCUCCGGGGAAUUUGAGGCCACACAGAUUGACAGGUUGACCACUGAAAGUUAAAAUGGCCCACCUUUUCCUAGCCAGCAAAAUCUCUAUUCCAGAUGACUCUAUCAAUAAAAAUGCACCGAAAGUCCCCAAAAGCGCCAUGAAAAUGCCCACAUCUACCUCUGAGAAAGUCACUACAGAGAAAUCCAACAACAACAACCACAACAAGAAGGACCGUAGCGUUGUUGUGACGACCGUCCCGUUAAUCAACGAGGUGCAGCUGACGGCGGCCACCGGCGGGGCAGAGAUGUCGUGCUACCGGUGCACCGUGCCAUUUGGCGUGGUGGUCCUUAUCGCCGGUAUUGUGGUAACGGCCGUGGCGUACACGUUCAACUCUCACGGCUCCACCAUCUCGGUGCUGGGGCUGGUUCUGCUGUCAGCUGGGCUAGCCCUCCUGGGGUCCAGUGCUGUCUGCUGGAGGGUCCGGCUGGGGAGGAAGAAGGACCGGAGGAGGGAGAGUCAGACGGCCCUCAUGGCCAACCAUGGACUCUGCGUGGUCUGAGCCCUGAGGGAAGAGAGGGACUGUUAAAGUUUGAAGUUUCAACAAUUUAUAGUCAAGGUGCCGCUGUGGCCUGAGGGGAAGACUUGGACAGUGGAACAGUGGGACUGUUAAAUGGAACAAUUUGAAGUUUAAACAAAAGGUAUUGAAUGACAAGAGACUAGAGAGUUGAGGGAUGUCUGAGCUGGUUGGGUAUGAAGGACUCACACAUUAUCAAAAACAGAUGCUUAGCUGAAGGACUAGAAUGGGCUAGAAAGUCUAGCUGCUUUGUAGGUGAGAUACUAUCUGGAAGGACUAUAUGCCUAGAAAGCAGAAGUUGGAACUGAAAUUAAUUUCCAAAAGUUUACCCAUAUUUUUUUCAUUCUGUUCCGCUGUUACGACCAGCAAAAUAAAGUUCUGAACUGGUUCGAACCCCCAAAAAGUACCGGUUUAUAUCGUUCCUUUCUGUUCCUUCAAAUCAAUAGUUGUUUACAUUUAGCUCAUUAAAUUACUUUACCAAUCAGUGUGGAUAGAGCAGGCAAGCUAGUUGACAAACAAGUGGCGCAAGAUGCGACUGAAAUAUUGCGGAGAGAGCGACAGAGGGUUGAGGAAGAGGCUUGAAGUGCUAGAGCAGGCAAGCUAGUUGACAAACAAGUGGCGCAAGAUGCGACUGAAAUAUUGCGGAGAGAGCGACAGAGGGUUGAGGAAGAGGCUUGAAGUAUUGGGCAUCUUGUUAUGACAUGCAUGAUCUGAAUUUAGGUCCACAGAAUUAUACCUAUGAGGAGCGGCUUCUAUGGAGGAACAUUGAAUGUCCUUUGAGCUAGCUAGCUAACAAGUUUGAGCUAGCUAUCUAACAAGCUUGUGUAUGCACCAGAAUUUAAAAAAUACAUCUUACCUUUUUGUUGUUAAUAAAUCCAAUGUGAAACGUGAUAACUAGGCCUUUAGUAUCCUUAACUAGCAUUGAAAAAGUGAAUCCAUUCUUCUCUAACUAAUUAAAAAUCUCUCUCUCUAUCUUCUGAAUUCCACUUGUAAUGUUAGUACAGUAGCCUAUGGUAACGUCAGUACAGUAGCCUAUGGUAACAUCAGUACAGUAGUCUAUGGUAACGUCAGUACGGUAGCCUAUGGUAACGUCAGUACAGUAGCCUAUGGUAACAUCAGUACAGUAGCCUAUGGUAACGUCAGUACGGUAGUCUAUGGUAACGUCAGUACAGUAGCCUAUGGUAACGUCAGUACAGUAGUCUAUGGUAACGUCAGUACAGUAGCCUAUGCUUCGGAGGGGGGAGGGGCAGAUAGCCUAAACACGCACACACACUGGCAAAUUUUCAGUUUGCAGGCAGACACUGGAAUAAGUUUCUGAGUGACAGAGUGAGGGCUUUGCAUAGGAAUUAUACCUAUGUUUUUUUGAGAGACUAGAAAAAAAUGCUUGGAACAUAAAAUAACGUUAUUAACCGGUUCCCAUGCUUUUCAAUAACUGUUCUGUUCCGGAACAAUAUGGAUCCCUUUCGUUCCCUGUUCCGUUUCUUUUCCUUGAAAAAUUACAUUAUUUUCCGUUUUUUCGGUUCUGUUCCCUGAACCGGUUCCAACCCCUGGUAGAAAGACUAGCUGUUCUGUAGCUAAAAUACUAUCUGAAAUUCUGGUGGUUUGUUCUUCCAGGACAUUUAAAAAGACCAGGAUCAAGAUCAUGGAGGUAAAUAUGGAGUAUCCAAAGAUUAGUUAUUGGAAAGGAUGGAUGAAGUAGGGUGAAGUUGCCCCUAGAUUCUGAUCUUGAGUAAUUUUUGCAUUUUCCUCACUAAUAGUUAAGGUUAGAUUGGGGGAGGAGAAGCUGAUCCUAGAUCUGUACCUAGGGGAAACUUCAUCCUGGAGCAUAAAGGAUCGUUACACGGUGGACCAUGAUUCUCCAUUCUACUAUUCUCAUGCACGUCACGUGAUGUAUCUGUGACUCUAUUGCUGCUCUGUUGAUGUUUCAAGUGAACAUUUAAUAGGUACUUAAUGUUAUGUUUUAGAUAUGUAGUAGACUGGCUGACUUUUCACAGUCAAAGCUCACUAUGACAAUGUAAAGUGAACUUGUAGGAAGUGAUUGCCUAAUGAAGUCAAAGUAUCUCUCUCAAGUUCGAUAUGCACAGCUUUUAAUGCUUCCUUUUAAAACAGUGCUCAUAAUUUUAAAUAACAAUAAAAUAUACCUUUGUAUCUGCCUAGUAUGCAUAAUAUUGAUUCAUUUAAUACAUGUUGUGCCAAAUGUGCAGUUUUUCAUUGUUAGACCAGAGCUGUGGCUAAGCAAGUUGUGGUUUCAUUGAAAAUUGUUAACAAAUAUAGCAUUGUACUCUGUUAAAGUUGUAUUUUCAUGCUAUUUAUGACAUAUCCAUUGACAUAUAUUUGGAAUAUUUGUGCCAAUAAACUUAAGACACAAAAUCAA
Messenger RNA from Salvelinus fontinalis (brook trout), 3449 nucleotides. RefSeq names its product transmembrane protein 100-like. Gene Ontology annotation, biological process: cellular response to BMP stimulus. The transcript is spliced from 3 exons. Bases 575 to 1060 code for a protein of 161 amino acids. NCBI's taxonomy places the organism in Eukaryota, Metazoa, Chordata, Actinopteri, Salmoniformes, Salmonidae. The record is from RefSeq and is a predicted model, not a curated record.